This is a messenger RNA of Paramecium tetraurelia, 855 nucleotides long. RefSeq lists its product as uncharacterized. The record is from RefSeq and is a predicted model, not a curated record. The transcript is spliced from 3 exons. NCBI's taxonomy places the organism in Eukaryota, Ciliophora, Oligohymenophorea, Peniculida, Parameciidae. Gene Ontology annotation, biological process: protein dephosphorylation. Gene Ontology annotation, molecular function: protein serine/threonine phosphatase activity.
AUGUAUACUAAUUAAAGUGUGUAUAUUCCAAAGGCAAUCGGUGUUAAAGAAUAUGCUUAUGAUGAAGAGAUUAAUAUACCAUACAGAUAAUAGAUGGAAGAUUUUUAUUUUAUCAAGGACAAUAUUUUAGAAGAUGGGAGUCAAUCUAUUUUAUUCGGAAUCAUGGAUGGUCAUGGAGGAUAAACUGUUGCUAAGUUUGUAUCCACUAACUUCCCCAAAGUUUAACAUUCAUUAACUAUCCCAAGGUUUUUCUUCAGUUACACAAACAAAAGCAAAGACCAUUUGAUAAAUUACUUUAGGAUACAUUUGAAAAAGUAUAAAAAAACUCAUUUUAAGGUCAAUGAAUUGGUUAAAUAAGAAUGCAACUCAAAUGAGAUGGGCUCAACAGCUAGCAUAGGCUUUAUGAGACUUGAAGGAGCCAAAAGGGUGUUAUAUUUUGCAAAUGUGGGAGAUUCUAGAGCAUUUCUAUUUGGCGAUUAAGUAGUCCCAUUAACCACCGACCACAAACCUAAUAAAUAGGGGGAGAGAGCACGCAUACUAAAGCAUUAGGGAACAGUCUUAAUGGAUCGUUUAAAUGGAAUUUUAGCAAUAUCAAGAGCUUUCGGAGAUCACAGCUUUACUUAAUAUGGAUUAACUUGCACUCCAGAUUAAGUUAGAGUAGAAUUGAGACUUUCUCAUAAGUGGGUGGUUGUAGCAUCAGAUGGUUUGUGGGAUGUCGUCAAUGAAUAGGAAUUGUUAUAGUUCAUUAGAUACAAAGAAUCUGCUGAUGAAGUCACUAAAUUCUUAUAGAAAUUAGCACAAAAAAGAUAGUCAAAAGACAAUGUAUCAAUUUUGUGCCUAAAAAUUCAAAUUUGA